AUGAACAAAGGACAAGAACACUUUAGACGCACAAGCGCGCUAUCUGCCAACAUUCCAGGUGUUCUGCAGCUUAGACGAGAGAAGAGAGAGCUCAUGGCAGAGAUGCGAUCCCUGGCUGGCACCAUUCAAAAUGCCCGACAGCUCUUCCCGCACCUCUAUCAAAAUCAUGAGAAUGUCAAAAAAGAAACAGCUAAACUUCGAAAGAGGUUAGCAACUGAUAUACGAGAGGCAGCUAGAAAGGACCAUUUCCAAAAUGCACCCGUAUUAGAAGUUGACAGACAGAUAAAGCAACUCCUCAGCAGGCUCAGCGGGUCUGAUGAAGUCUCUGAUGAUGAAAACUCUGGCGAUGAAAGCUGGGAACUGCCUACUCCAAAUUAUGUAUUUGCCGAGCGGGCACGCCUGGUGGAAAACUUUUACGGGUCUGAUGCAGAGAACUUUGACGAAGACAAGCUACUUGAUCAACGCAUCCAGGUUACCAAGGACAUGAUCAGCUAUCCAUGUCCAACGUUGCGAUCCGCUUGCUUCCAACAGAAUUGCGGGCACAAUCAGCAACGUUACAGGCGGUUGAUUCUGCAUAAAUAUAUACGCCAAGCCUGA
Messenger RNA from Monascus purpureus, 597 nucleotides. The record is from the annotation of a GenBank genome assembly. NCBI's taxonomy places the organism in Eukaryota, Fungi, Ascomycota, Eurotiomycetes, Eurotiales, Aspergillaceae.